AAAUCGCCUCCUGCACGUGUUUUGGUGAUUCUCGGCCGUAUUUCAUUAUUUUCAGCUUAAAAAAUGGAAAAUAGUGAAAAAAGCAUGGAUGUCGACGUGGUAGCGCUGCCCGCCGAAGAGAACGCCUCCAAAAAACGCUCCAAACGGCCGCCAAAAUCGAAACAGGAGCUACGCCGUGUGUUCAUACCCCGAUCCCGAAAAGGAGCCCUGAAGGAGCAGUGGAUGAAAAUAUUCACCCCAGUUGUAGAACAGCUGCAGCUGAAGAUUCGCUACAACAUCAAAACAAGUCACGUUGAAAUUCAGCCAACGCCUGGCACACAGGAUCAAUCCUACCUACAGAAAGCGGCCGAUUUCGUGCGGGCUUUCGCGCUCGGGUUCGAGGUGGAAGAUGCACUAGCCCUGAUCCGUUUAGAUGAUCUGUUUAUCGAAUCGUUCGAAGUAACCGAUGUAAAGUCGCUCAAGGGUGACCACUUGAGCCGAGCGAUUGGCCGGUUAGCGGGCAAGGGUGGACGCACCAAGUUCACGGUGGAAAACACGACCAAAACCCGGAUCGUACUACAGGACUCGAAGAUUCACAUCAUGGGUAGCUACAAGUACAUCCAGCAUGCCAAACGUGCCCUCAGCCAUCUGAUUCUUGGUUCACCGGCGAGCAAGGUGUACGGUAAUCUGCGCAGCGUUGCCGCUAGCCAGAACUCGCAACGGAUGUAAAGCAGCGAGGCGUCACGAUGUUUGCAGCAGGGGGAGGAUUCGGGGGAGAUUAUUAUAUUUUCAUUAAAUAAAAUUGAUGGACACAUCUU
This is a messenger RNA of Anopheles darlingi, 797 nucleotides long. Its product is annotated as RNA-binding protein pno1. The record is from RefSeq and is a predicted model, not a curated record. Lineage: Eukaryota; Metazoa; Arthropoda; Insecta; Diptera; Culicidae. Gene Ontology annotation, molecular function: RNA binding. Gene Ontology annotation, cellular component: nucleolus. The transcript has 3 exons. The coding region runs from base 64 to 708 and encodes 214 amino acids.